AUGACUUUAUCGAAAGAUAUAUUUAAUGGUCUACAAGAUCUAUGUGUCCUAAAUUUAAAUUCAAACCAACUGAUUUAUCUUGAGCCAGGUAUUUUCGAUGAUUUAUUGAACUUGAAUGAUCUUUAUAUCAAAGAAAACAAUCUCACAACUUUAUCGAAAGAUAUAUUUAGUAGUUUAAAAGAUCUUAGUUAUCUCAUUUUAUACUCAAACAAACUGAAAAAUCUUGAGUCAGGUUGUUUCAAUGGUUUAACAGGGCUAUAUGAGCUUAACAUCAGCAACAACAGUCUAACAACACUGUCCAAUGGUGUAUUCAACGAUCUUAAAUAUCUUUGGAAACUACAUUUGAAUUUAAACCGACUACAGAAUCUUGAGUCAGGUUGUUUCAACGGUUUAACAGAACUCUACGAGCUUGAUAUCAGACACAACAGUCUCAUAACAUUGUUUGAAGGUGUAUUCAAUGGUCUUGAUAAUCUGCGAAUAAUAUAUUUAGGCUCAAACCAACUUAAAAACCUUGAUUCAGGUUGUUUCAAUGGUUUAUCACGACUUGAGGAUCUUGAUAUGAGCAAGAACAGUCUGUUAACAAUCUCCGAAGGUAUUUUCAAUGGUCCCGAAAAUCUCAGGAAUUUAGAUUUAGAUUCAAACCAAGUCACCAAUCUUGAGGCUGGUUGUUUCAAUGGUUUAUUACAACUGAACAAGCUCGAUAUGAGUAACAAUAGUCUGAUAAUAUUGUCCAAAGACAUUUUCAAUGGUCUUAAAAAUCUUCGGACAAUAUCUUUGUCUUCAAACAAACUAAAAAAUCUUGAGUCAGGUUGUUUCAAUGGUUUAUCACAACUCGACGAGCUCGAUAUAAGCAACAAUAGUCUGAUAAUGUUGUCGAAAGCCAUUUUCAAUGGUCUUAAAAAUCUUCAGACACUAUAUUUGUAUUCAAACCAACUACAAAAUCUUGAGUCAGGUUUAUUCAAUGGUUUAUCACAACUAAACCAUCUUAAUAUUAGCAACAACAGUCUGGCAACAUUGUCUAAAGAUGUAUUCAAUGGUCUUGAAAAUCUUCAAAACUUAGACUUAAAUUCAAACACAUUAAGCAAACUUGAGUCAGGUGUUUUCGAUAAUUUGUCGAAACUUGAUAUGCUUAAUAUGAGCAGAAAUAAUUUGACAACAUUAUCAACCAAUAUAUUUAAUGGUCUCGAAAAUCUUUGUCACCUAGAUAUACAAUCGAACAAACUGAAUAAUCUGGAGCCAGGUUGUUUCAAUAAUUUAUCACGACUGGAGAAAAUUGAUAUUAAUGAAAACAAUCUGACAAUUUUAUCGAAAAAUAUCUUUAGUUGUCUCAAUCAUCUUAUAGAGUUGAACAUACAAUCUAAUCAACUAAGAACUCUUAAGUUAGGUUGUUUCAAUGGUUUAUCACAACUCAAAAAAAUGAAUGUCAGUGAAAACAAUUUGACAACUUUACAAAAAAAGAUCUUUCGUGGCCUUAAUAAUCUUAUUAAUCUAAAUCUAGAAUCUAAUCAACUGGCAAAUCUUAAGUUAGGUUGCUUCAAUGGUUUAUUACGCCUUGAGGAAAUGGAUAUCAGUUGCAACAAUCUGACAACUUUACGAAAAAAUAUCUUCAGCGGUCUUAAUAAUCUUAUAGCUAGACCUAUAUUGUAUUCAACUAAAAAAUCUUGA
Messenger RNA from Aphidius gifuensis, 1665 nucleotides. RefSeq names its product insulin-like growth factor-binding protein complex acid labile subunit. The transcript has a single exon. The record is from RefSeq and is a predicted model, not a curated record. The coding region runs from base 1 to 1665 and encodes 554 amino acids. Gene Ontology annotation, molecular function: protein binding. Gene Ontology annotation, cellular component: extracellular matrix. Lineage: Eukaryota; Metazoa; Arthropoda; Insecta; Hymenoptera; Braconidae.